GCCCCCUUCAUCCCCCACCCUUGAGUGUUAGGAUAGGUAGGGAAUCAAGGAGAUGGGCUGAAGCACGGGACACUGGACCUGAUGUGAAUUGCGUGCGGUGCUAUCAAGAUUUUCUGAAGAACUUAACUGACAGUGGAAUGUGCAGGCCCGGAGAUGCCUUACGUGGAUCGGCAGAACCGCAUCUGUGGCUUCCUGGACAUCGAGGAGAAUGAGAGCAGCGGCAAGUUCCUCCGCCGCUACUUCAUCCUGGACACCGUGGAGGGCAGCCUGGUCUGGUACAUGGACAACCCGCAGAACCUCCCUACAGGGGCGGCGCACGUCGGCUCCCUCAAGCUCACCUACAUUUCCAAGGUCAGCGAUGCCACCAAGCAGAGACCGAAGGCGGAGUUCUGCUUCGUCAUCAACGCCGGAAUGAGGAAGUUCUUCCUGCAGGCUAAUGAUCAACAGGACCUGGUGGAGUGGGUGAACGUCCUCAACAACGCCACCAAAAUCACAGUGCCAAAAUCGGGUGACGUACAGCACGAUAAUCUGCCAGAGCUGUUGGGUGGCAAGAAACAGGUCUCCUACAAGACCGAGAUCAUAGGAGGAGUGCCCAUCAUCACGCCGACGCAGAACAUCCUACUCUUAUCGCCGCGGUUGAAUGGCCUGUCCUGUCCUUGCUCUCCCCAGCAGGAAGGGGGCGACGGGCAGAACGGGGCGGACCGAGGGGGGCUUAAGAGGGCCCACAGCCAGAUGCCGUACUUCGUGGGACGGCCCCACGCGGUGAUCAAGGCCGGGUACUGCGUCAAGCAGGGGGCCGUGAUGAAAAAUUGGAAACGAAGAUACUUCCUGUUAGACGAGCACUCAGUGAGCUAUUUCAAAUCUGACCAGGAGAAGGAUCCGCUGCGAGUCAUCCCCCUGAAGGAGGUCCACAAGGUGCAGGAGUGCAAACAGAGUGACAUUAUGAUGAGGGACAAUCUCUUUGAAGUCGUUACCACUUCCAGGACCUUUUAUGUUCAGUCGGACAGCCCGGAGGACAUGCACAGCUGGAUCAAGGCCAUUUCCGGGGCCAUCGUUGCCCAGAGGGGACCAGGCCGAUCUGCAGCCUCUAUGCGUCAGGCCAGACGGCUGUCGAACCCUUGUAUACACAGGUAUACAUCCCGCAAUGGUGAAUGCAGCACGAGCACGGCGAGCGUCCCGCACCAUCCGGGCUCUUCUGCAGCGACCCGGGGCGCCCCGCCCCCCGCUCGCCCCUCCUCGGCGCACGGCCCCCGCCUCACCCACAAGGCUCUGUUCUCCAGCCCGCCGCCCCCGCCGCCGCCCCCCCGGGCCCACUCCCUGGCCACCCGCAGCCUGGCGUGGGACAGCGAGGACUUCAUGAGCCUCCUGCCCCGGCCCAGCCAGCAGCGAGGGGGGGCCCGGGCCCGCCUGUCCCUCCAGGAGACCCGGCUCUCCAAGUGAGCGCCCCGUCGCCAUGGAGACGCCGGAGCAGCUUCGAGAGCGGCUCCCCCGAGGAGGCCCCCCUGAUGCUGGACGACGGAGGAGACCUGCCCGUCAGCCAGGUUUGAGCUCCGCCCACCUCUCCCCGCCUCGCACCCCCACCCCACCCCGCCCCCAUCCCACCACCAAACCUCUCAGGACCAUCCUGGGGGUGCAGCCAGGACAUAUGACAUCAUCAGGACAGGACGGCAGGUUUUUGGAUGGAACAGCGCUCGAGGAAGCGAGAGGAGAAAGAGGAGGAGGGACGGGGGUGCAGAAGUGAAACAGGAACGUGGUUCAGGGGGGCCUAGCGUUCUCCAACGGGGACAUUGCGGAGCGGACUUCUCCUCUUCGAACACCUCUCUUCAUCUUCAGACCGAACUUGCCUGCAUGCCUGCCAGCCUCCAGCACGGCUGCAACCCCAGGGCAGCCAGCUCACGGACGGACUCACGCUCACGCUGGGCUCCAUGUUUCUCAGCUUUUUGUUUAGUUGUUUUUUUUAAAUUUAGUUUUCACUGCCUUAAGCAGCUGAAGGUCACAGUUCAGAGAGGAGGACUGCGGCAGUGGAGGCUAGCAGUAGCUCAAGUCGGUCUGUCACGAAUCAACCUAAAAACUGCCCACUGUUCGCCCUCUCCGUUUCUCCUUUUCGGGAUAUUUUCUACUUUUAUUUGUUUUGGGGGAUAAUUAUGGGAGCUAAACUAAGGUGACUUUAAAAAAUAAGAUGAAUGAUUAACAGAAAAUGUGUAUUUUGACGUUUAACAAUGUACUAUACCAGUGCACAAAGCAUAUGUUGUGUAGGUUUUAUUUUUUAAUUUUUUGGAGUGAGAGAUUUUAGUUUCAAAUUUGACCAACCUAGGCCAAGAGUGCGUAAGGGAAAUUUAAGGCAUCACCAAUAUUAUGAGUUCAUACUUGCAGCCAAUGAGAACCCUUGCAUUUUUCCCCACAAUCCCUUGUAAUCCUGUAAAACUAAGCAUGUGCGAUGUGGUGUCUACAUUUCUUGCCAUCUUACGAACUCUUUGACAUUCUGGUAAUUUUAAUCGGUGUUAUUUUUUUGUUAAUCUUUAAUGACUGGCUAGCAUGCCCACGGCAUGACCUAAUCUUCCCUUUCUGCAGAGACAGGGGUCGUGACCCUGGGCUGACAUAACUGGCGGCUGAUGCAAGGGCAGCGACCUAGCAGACGUGUCGUUGCGGUCAGGUCCGGCGGUGGGCGACCCUGGCUCCAUAGCAAGAGAUCCGGGCAAACGCACACACACGCAUGCGUACACAAACACACACACACACACACACACACACACACAUACUCCUCGCUUGAAUGUCAACUGUUUGCCAAAUUCAGUCUCUGACUUCCAUUUUAGGUGCGCGUGCAGGGCAUGUGUUUGUGCUGCGUCGGGUCCUCGAGCCUUGUGUUCAUGAAGCCUCUCGGAGCUCUGACCCAGGGUCCUGUUCCCUCCGUCCGCAUCCUUACCUUAUUAUGCAUCGUGAGCUAAAAGGCUAGCCCAAGAGCAGCCCUCCUACGCCCAUACACUAUAAAUACCAGCUGCUCUGUGUUUAGACAGUGUCAGAUGUGCACUGAGGGAAGGGGAGGUGCUUUAACCCUUGCGUUGUCUGCAUAUUAUGUAUACGCCCCCCCGUACGCAGGGUCAUAAAUGACCCGCCCUCGGUCGACCCCUGUGAUGAAGACUAUUCAUUUAAUUUUAAACCCUAAAUCAGUAUUUUUUUUAUGUAGAAACAUCCUGUCACUCAUCAGUAAUUCAGUGAAAGACUUUUCCUACUCCACAGUCCAGUGACUGUUUUUCCAGUCUCCACCACUACAUCAUUGUUGAUUUUCUUGCUGUAAUAGAUCUGUGGCGCUUUGAUUUGGACUUCUGAAUAACUGCAGGGUUAAGAGACUCAUAAGGCAACUUUUGUGCCCGGACGGUGUACCGAUUUUAUAAAAAUAUAAACAAAAGGGCAACGUUUAACUUUUUGUAAUGGUAGCGUCAUAAAAUGUCAUGCAGAAAAUGCUUCAGUUAGGGGGUUUUCCACUGCCAUUAAACUCAGAAAAGGGUUAUUUUUUCACCCUGGGACGACACAAAGGUUGAAGCUGAUUGGUGGAGAGAACAGAGGAGACGCCGUGGGCUAGCUCACCCUGUGGGUGUAGGCACUGAGACUGCAUGAAACGCUCGGGUGCAUGGGUACGGCCGGUCUGUCUUGUUCCUUUUUUCGUAUUCUUAAGAACGCGUGUUCAAAGAAGAGCGAGUGUCUUGUGGGAGCUUCAACAUGUGCCUAUAUUGCCGAAGAGCACGGGUGACUGAUCUCAGCUGUUCUGCUGUCUGGUAACCUGUGGCCUGUAAUUGUGUUGCACAACUCUUACUGUAUAGCUGUAAAGUGCCUGCAUUCUUUCUAUACAAAACAAGCUAUUUUGGUCCCGUUUUUUUUAAUUAUUAUUAUUAAUAUUAUUAUUAUUAUUCUGUACUUGGUGUUCUUAAAUCAUGUAUUAUUUAUUACUUGGAGUUGGAAAAUAAAUCAACCAAUUUAAAAUGUC
This is a messenger RNA of Anguilla anguilla (European eel), 3982 nucleotides long. It is a transcript of the gene plekha1b, whose product is annotated as pleckstrin homology domain containing, family A (phosphoinositide binding specific) member 1b. The transcript is spliced from 13 exons. Gene Ontology annotation, cellular component: cytoplasm; membrane. The record is from RefSeq and is a predicted model, not a curated record. Lineage: Eukaryota; Metazoa; Chordata; Actinopteri; Anguilliformes; Anguillidae. The coding region runs from base 154 to 1440 and encodes 428 amino acids. Gene Ontology annotation, molecular function: PDZ domain binding.